Molecule: messenger RNA, 491 nt
Organism: Ceratosolen solmsi marchali
Lineage: Eukaryota; Metazoa; Arthropoda; Insecta; Hymenoptera; Agaonidae
Product: RNA-binding protein 48
Exons: 3
Coding region: 6-491 (161 amino acids)
Cellular component (GO): nucleoplasm
Molecular function (GO): nucleic acid binding
Source: RefSeq, a predicted model, not a curated record
GAAAAAUGGAGAAUAAGUCAAUUUUUCAAUUAGAUCAUCAUAUUCAAAAAAAUUUAUGCUAUACUAGACCAUUUUACAGACAAGGAAGGAAAUUUACUGCUAUAAAGGUUUAUACAAUCAAUGAUGAGUCACAACAUUUAAUAGUAUGUGGUGUACCAAAAUUGAAUUUAUUUGAAGAAUUGAAAGAAAAGUUUUCUCUUUUUGGACAUAUAAAAAAAAUAAUUUUUAUACCAGAAUAUCCUAAUGAAGAUUUUACUGAAUCAUUUCAUGUGCAUUAUAAAAGAAUACAAAGUGCCAGAAUAUCAAAACGUUUCCUUGAUAGUUUAAAUUUUUUUGGCGGAAUACUUCACGUUUUCUAUGCACCUGAAUUAGAGUUACAAUCUGAAACAAGGCAAAAAAUAUACCAACGUCAAGUAGAUAUCAGUUAUAGAACCAGAAAACAUAAAAAUGAUCCAACUAAUCCCGAUAUAGAACCAUUUAUUUCAAAGUAA